Stylophora pistillata is the source of this 463-nucleotide messenger RNA. RefSeq lists its product as uncharacterized. The record is from RefSeq and is a predicted model, not a curated record. NCBI's taxonomy places the organism in Eukaryota, Metazoa, Cnidaria, Anthozoa, Scleractinia, Pocilloporidae.
UGAGCCUUCAGGGCGCCAAAAUUUUGUGCUUUUCGCGGAAAGAAAGAUGGCGACGAGGAAUCGUGGCCAAAUUUGCUCCUGGACUAACGACGCCACAGAGAUAGUAAUCGACCCCUGGUCAGAGGCAUGUAUCCAGUUCGCUUUAGAAAACAGCAAAACUUCAAAGGAAACGAGAGAAGUUUACAGCACGCUACAGGUACAGCUUCAAUCCAAGGGUCCUGUCAAAGAAGUCAUAAACAAAAUGAAAAAAUUGAGACAAAAGUACAAAUUGGAAAAAGACAAAAGUAGAAAACUGAAGUGGAAAUGGCACAGCAAACAAACAGUGGCCAUACAAUUGCUUUUACUCGAGAAUCUGCCAUUUUCUUUUUGAACAGCCCGCAAAGGCGCGCGUGAAAUAUGUGAACCGCUGUCAUAUAAGCGCAGGGACUCACAAAUUUAAAGAGUGCCGUUUCAGAAAUCAACA